CUCUUCCGACAACGACAAGUCAAAACGUCUGCUGUAAAAGGUCCUAUCUCGAAUGCUCUUACCUCUUUUCAGGUUCUGGCACUGUCCAAAAACAAUGGCGCCUCACCUCUGCGACGUAUAUCUACUGUUCACCGUGAAUUCUCUCUAAAAGUUGACCCCCAUCAAGCUAAGUUUGAACUCCCCCUUCAGUCGCCAAAAAACUUCGACAGAGACUCGUUUCCGAUUCAGUCCCAGGUGUGCGUUAGCUCACUGGACGCAGCUCCCCACUUCAGGGCGAAGAUUUUUAGCUUCCCGCGUCGUUUCUGAGACAAGUCUCAGAUGUCUAACAGUGAAGACUAUGUGGUCUGGUUGGAAACUGCUUUGUAAAAGGAUAUUUUUGGACUCCAGCUGUUCGGAGAUGGCCUGGAAUCGCCCUUGAAGUCGCUGCAUCGUUUCCUCCAUCUAAAGGGAAGGAAAAAACUCACCACAAGGAACCAGAGGGGGGAUAAACACCGUGGAACAGUGUCCACAGAGCCAGUGACAGCCAGCUGACAUCACUUCACAACUUCUUGCCCGGGUAUUGGACUGGUGAGCAGCGGCCGAACAUGGAAGAUGAACUGUUUGACCAGAUUGUGACCGCGUUGAACAAGCUGGUGUCGUGGGUCGCUGCCGGUGCCAUGGUGUUCGGUGGCGUGGUGCCCUACAUCCCCCAGUACAGAGACAUCCGCCGGACGCAGAAUGCAGAGGGCUUCUCCACCUAUGUGUGCCUGGUCCUCCUGGUGGCUAACAUCCUACGAAUACUCUUCAGAUUUGGCCGCUACUUUGAGACGCUGCUGCUGUGGCAGAGCAUCAUCAUGAUCGCCACCAUGCUUAUCAUGCUGAAUCUGUGCACCAACGUCCGCAUGACCACCGAACUCAACACCAAGAGACGCUCCUUCAUAGCCACAGACAGUAAGGACGAGGAGGUCAGAAUCCCUAAGAGGCUCUUUCUAGACUUCGACUGGAAUCACUUCUGGUCAUGGAGUCGCUUUGUGGACUACGUCCAGUGUGUGCUGGCCUUCACGCUGGUGGCAGCCUACAUCACCUACCUCCUCCUGGACUCGGCGCUGUUUGUGGAGACUCUGGGCUUUUUGGCCGUCUUUGCUGAAGCGAUGCUGGGAACACCGCAGCUCUACUGCAAUUAUCAGAACAAGUCCACUGAGGGCAUGAGUAUCAAGAUGGUGCUGAUGUGGGCCAGUGGCGACACCUUUAAAACGGGCUACUUCCUGCUCACCCAGGCUCCCGUGCAGUUCUGGACAUGCGGCCUGCUGCAGGUCGGCGUGGACAUCGCCAUCCUUUUCCAGGUUUACUACUACAGCCGCUACCCACAAAAACCCAUCUCCCACACUGUCUCCCACACCACCAGUGCCAAAGCCCUAUGAGAGCCUCUGCAAGCUCCCCGAGGACACUCAAAAACAGCAGUGAGGAAAACCCUUUUAGAGGAGCUGUGGACAUGUAUAAACAUACAUGAGAACCAAAGUACUUUGAGAUGAUGCAGGCUGCUCACUGUCAUCUCUGAAGAUAAAUAAAGACACAUACACACCCAAUAAGUCAUGAACAUACACAGACACUUGGUGGUUUUGGUGUCUUCGGCAAUACCUGGAGUACACUUGUUACACACACACUCAAUCUUUUUAGUUUGUUUAUUAUCCUACUGACUUCCUCUCAAUUUGACAGUAUGCUUGUGUCUUGGAAUGCAGACUUCUCAAAGAAUAUAUCCUUGAAUCAGCCUGUGCAUGUGGAGAAUAUUAUGCACAUACCUGAAUAAACUGUAAAUGUAUGCACUGAAAUCUGUGCUCAAGGAAAUGUGGACCAGCUUUUUUUGUCCACAUACGCUGAUGAUUGUUGCAUGGACCCUCUGCCUUAAAACACACACUUUCAAACAUGGCUUGCUGCAUUACCAGCAAUAUAAAUGUAUAAAUCAAUCAAAAAAAAAUCUUGGUAUACAACAUUACUGAAUGUACAAAAUGGCAUUUGCUAUUUAGUUGUUUUUUCCCCCAACACAGUGGAGAAAUGCUGGUCAGUCUACCGCGUGUUGGACAGAUGGUCACCAUUUGCUGUGACACAUGGGCUCAAUCCUUGUGAAAUGAAACUGUAAGAAACUAGAAGCAAUCAAACUACCAAAAGAAGAAAAAUCCCAAAGGUGUGGAGUUGCAAUACAUUGGCUUCUAAAACACAAUUUGUCAUAAACAUUAGAGGCCUUCAGACUAACGGAGAGAUGAGAAGAAAGAACUUGUGUUGAGUUGUAGGAAACAUCAUGAAACAUCAACAUCAUCAGGACCAGUGUUUGACCUGCAUGGGCUGUCUAAAAGCUAAUGCCAACAUUUUUGUACUUAAGCUGUUGAUGACAUUUUGUUUAUAAUUUUGAUCAUUUUCAUGCCAGAAAUUCCAAAAACCCUGCAGGAAUCAAUUUAGAUCCAAGAUCCCAGUAUUCCUAAGGUGCAUUCAGACUGAAAACAAAGUGAAGUUUAGACAGUGUGCAAACACGCAUACACGGUCAUUGAAGCAAGUGAACAUAAAUUUACUCUGGCACAAGGACAAGUCAUCGUGAGUUAGAAUUUAAGCCAAACAUUGCUUUUGCGAUGGGUUGAUGAAUCCACUCCAUAAAAUUACAGGGAUCAGAGGAAAGAAAGGGGAGAGAGACUGGAGUAAAUAAAAGAACUGGGGUUCCUGCUGAAUUCUGAGAUAAGGGUAUGAGCUGUCACACAAACACAAAACAGACACACUCUACACACACACACUUGCUGUGUAGGGUGCUAGCUAGUAACAGCUAAUUUCUGUACUGUCAGUUUUAUAAUGUCUGUCUGGGGCAAAUAAAGAGCGAUUGCAAAAAACACUCAAGUGGUCAAAUUACCCCAGGUGAAGUUUAGCUUCUCAUUCAGUCUGAACACACCUUUAGGAUGAAAACAGCAUUUAUACCACAGGAUCAUGAUGGAAUUGUCACGGAAUAGAUUUCGAUAAAUUUGCACCUUCGUGAAAGAUAACUCUGGUUCAUUACAACUUGGGUCUUGUGCUGCAGUUAUGUAAUGUUGGCAGAAUGAGAAGAACAGACAAACCUAGAGUUAUCCAAGUAGGGAUUAUCCACGCAGUCAGUUAGCUGCUUUUGCUACUUUUGUACUGUGUAUAGCUCCUUUCUAAAUUAACUGAAUCAACUGUGAGAUGUGUUAAGUUAAUAUAGGAUUUGAUUAGAAAGUAACUUCCAGCAUUGUUGCCUUUGCAGCCAUUUUGUCACCACUUUGUUGACACCUCUUUAGUUCCUUUUCAUCAAGUGGGGAUAUCAUAGCCGUCAAAAAAUCCCCAAAACUUCUGACUUGGAAUUAUCGGAGGAGGCUGACGUUGGCCUUUUUUUCCCCAUUUUUCUGCUCGGAAUUACAGUCUGAACAGUAUGAAGUAGAAGUGGCAUUAUUUUAGCAAUUUUGGCCAUUUGUAAUAACAUUAUACCCAGUUAUUUGCUAAAACCCAGGAAUGCAUCAGCGAAAGAAGUCCUAGAGUCUCAGCAAUUAUGUUGGAGUUGCCUAUAAAAAUAAUGAAAUAAGACCCAAGUUGUAAUGAACAAGAAUUAUCCUUUAAGAGAGGUUCAGUUUGAAGACUGAUAUUUCUGAAUAUGCUCUCUUUCUUCACCACCAUCAUAUUGCCAGUGGAUAACACUGACUGGCCAGUAUAUUAUUUAUAUUGUAAAUCCAAUAACAUCCCCUGAUAUCCAUGAUCAUGACUCCAUUUCACUGUGUGCUUCUUUGGGCCAGUCGUACUCACCAUUUUGUCCUAAGAAAUUAAUUUCCUGUUCAGAAGGACAAGCAGUCACAUAAUGCAGCCACAGUGAAGAUUUUCCUUGCUAUUGUUGUUCUGUAAUGUUUCUCUGGGGAGGGAAGAAAUGCCAAACCAGGAGGUGUACAACUGUCAGGCCUUCAGUGAACUGUGUACCAGAGCAGACCUGAUUCUGUCCUCCUCUUCUAAGCCUCAAGAAAUGGAAACUUCCCUUUUGUUCCACUGGGUUGGCAGGAGGUUCUUUCUCCUCUUUUUAAUAUUAAAAAAGACAUUGUGGAUGACUCCAUGGUAUCUUAGUGGUGGAGGUGCACUUUUUAUGUUUACACCUAUUUAGCAACUAUUUAUUUUCUGUUUUUGGGUUUUUUUUUUGGUUUUUUUU
Xiphias gladius (swordfish) is the source of this 4162-nucleotide messenger RNA. RefSeq names its product solute carrier family 66 member 2. NCBI's taxonomy places the organism in Eukaryota, Metazoa, Chordata, Actinopteri, Istiophoriformes, Xiphiidae. Gene Ontology annotation, biological process: retrograde transport, endosome to Golgi; phospholipid translocation. Bases 585 to 1400 code for a protein of 271 amino acids. The record is from RefSeq and is a predicted model, not a curated record. Gene Ontology annotation, cellular component: endosome; trans-Golgi network. The transcript is spliced from 6 exons.